Eleginops maclovinus (Patagonian blennie) is the source of this 773-nucleotide messenger RNA. RefSeq names its product ribosomal protein L10a (gene rpl10a). Gene Ontology annotation, cellular component: cytosolic large ribosomal subunit. Gene Ontology annotation, biological process: maturation of LSU-rRNA; translation. Bases 80 to 730 code for a protein of 216 amino acids. The record is from RefSeq and is a predicted model, not a curated record. Lineage: Eukaryota; Metazoa; Chordata; Actinopteri; Perciformes; Eleginopidae. The transcript has 6 exons. Gene Ontology annotation, molecular function: structural constituent of ribosome; RNA binding.
CACGGGCGCCUUUAUUUUGCGUCACUUCCCGCUAUACUUCCUUUUCAUCUCAGCGAGACGACCGGGACGAGUCGCAAAAAUGAGUAAGGUCUCCAGGGACACGUUGUACGAAGCAGUGAAGGAAGUCCUGUCGAGCUCAUUGACCAAGUCAAGAAAGUUCACAGAGACGGUGGAGCUGCAGAUCAGCUUGAAGAAUUAUGAUCCCCAGAAGGACAAGCGUUUCUCCGGCACUGUCAGGCUGAAGACUCUGCCCAGGCCCAAAUUCUCCGUGUGCGUCCUGGGAGACCAGCAGCAUUGUGACGAGGCCAAAGUAGCUGAGCUGCCACACAUGGACAUCGAGGCUCUCAAGAAGCUCAACAAGAACAAGAAGAUGGUCAAGAAGCUUGCCAAGAAGUACGAUGCCUUCCUGGCCUCUGAGUCUCUGAUCAAGCAGAUCCCUCGUAUCCUGGGUCCUGGGCUGAACAAGGCUGGCAAGUUCCCCUCCCUGCUUACCCACAAUGAGAACCUGAACACCAAGGUGGAUGAGGUCAAAUCCACCAUCAAAUUCCAGAUGAAGAAGGUGCUCUGUCUGGCCGUGGCUGUCGGACACGUGAAAAUGACAGAGGAUGAGCUUGUCUACAACAUCCACUUGGCUGUCAACUUCCUUGUGUCUCUGCUUAAGAAGAACUGGCAGAACGUGCGUGCCCUCUACGUCAAGAGCACCAUGGGCAAACCCCAGCGCCUCUACUAAAGGACAGCUUUUCUAUCAAUAAAAAUGUGGAUGCUCCAAAGUU